Molecule: messenger RNA, 879 nt
Organism: Aspergillus luchuensis
Lineage: Eukaryota; Fungi; Ascomycota; Eurotiomycetes; Eurotiales; Aspergillaceae
Gene: sec17
Product: alpha-soluble NSF attachment protein SEC17
Exons: 5
Coding region: 1-879 (292 amino acids)
Biological process (GO): SNARE complex disassembly; intracellular protein transport
Cellular component (GO): SNARE complex; vacuolar membrane
Molecular function (GO): soluble NSF attachment protein activity; syntaxin binding
Source: RefSeq, a predicted model, not a curated record
AUGGCCCAAGAUCCCCGAGUUCUGCUUCAACGAGCCGACAAAGCGCUCAGUAGCGCAUCUGGUGGCUUCAGCUUCUUCGGCGGAAGGACAGAGAAGUACGAGAAUGCAGCUGAUCUCUACACACAAGCUGCGAACGCCUUCCGAGUGCAGAAGCAGAACAAGGAGGCCGGUCUUGCCUUCGAGAAGGCUGCCUCUAUUCAGACCCAGAACCUCAACGAGCCCGAUGAUGCAGCAAACACCCUGACCGAAGCGUUCAAGGUCUACCGCAAAUCCGACCCCGAGGACGCCGCUCGCGUGCUCUCCAGUGCUAUCCAACACUACGUGCUAAAGGGUAACCUCCGGCGCGCGGCCACGCAACAGCAACAUCUGGCCGAGGUGUACGAGGUGGAGCUUGGAGAUACGAAGAAGGCGCUGGAAGCCUACGAGAAAGCGGCGGAGUGGUUCGACGGUGACAAUGCUGAAGCUCUUGCCAACAAGCACUACCUGAAGGCAGCAGACCUGGCCGCUCUCGAAGGCGACUACUACAAGGCUAUCGAGCACUACGAGCGAAUCGGCCGCUCAUCGAUCAACAACAACCUGAUGAAGUGGUCCGUCAAGGACUACUUCCUCAAGGCUGGUAUCUGCCACUUGGCGACCAAUGACCUGGUAGCCGCCAACCGAGCCCUCGAGAACUACCGCGACAUCGACACCACCUUCGCUUCCACAAGAGAGCACCAGCUCCUCGUUGACCUGGUCCAGACCAUCGAAGCCGGCGACCAGGAAGCAUUCGCCGACAAGCUGUUCCAAUUCGACCAGCUCAGCAAAUUGGACAAGUGGAAGACGACUCUUCUGUUGCGGAUCAAGAACAGUAUCGAGGAGCAGGGCGAGGAUUUCUCUUAG